Molecule: messenger RNA, 489 nt
Organism: Nicotiana tabacum (common tobacco)
Lineage: Eukaryota; Viridiplantae; Streptophyta; Magnoliopsida; Solanales; Solanaceae
Source: RefSeq, a predicted model, not a curated record
AUGAGGUCUGAUCCGAACACCAGGAAAUCCGUUGCUCUCUGCAAAUUCCACCAAGAUUACGGACACAAAAUAGAAGAUUGCAUUUCCCUACGGCUAGAGGUAGCAAACUUGCUACAGCAAGGGCACCUCAAAAAACUACUCAGCGACAAAGGCAAGAACACCUUAGCAAGGGGUCGAGAACGUCCAGGCCCGCCAAAAGCACCUUCACCAGUUCGUACCAUAAAUAUAAUUACUGGUGGCAGCGAUAAUGCCUCCAUCAACGACUUCAAGUUCACCUCCAUCCACAUGCUCAAAAUAUUGAUCACCCACGAAUGGUAUGAAGGACUCAAAGAAAGUAUCAUCUUUGACGAGUUAGAUGCCGAUGGGUUGACUUUCCCUCACAAUGAUGCACUUGUUUUUAAUUUACAAAUUUUAGAUACUGAUGUUAAGGGAAUCAUAGUAGAUGACAAAAGUGGAGCGUGCAUCAUCCACCCUCGAGUCCUCGCAUAA